This is a messenger RNA of Epithele typhae, 744 nucleotides long. RefSeq lists its product as uncharacterized. The transcript is spliced from 3 exons. NCBI's taxonomy places the organism in Eukaryota, Fungi, Basidiomycota, Agaricomycetes, Polyporales, Epitheliaceae. The coding region runs from base 1 to 744 and encodes 247 amino acids. The record is from RefSeq and is a predicted model, not a curated record.
AUGAACGUCGCCAAUUCCACCCACGAGCUUCAUUUCCCCAACAGCGGCCACGAAACCGGCAGCGGCAUCGGCGCUUCUAUGGGGGCAGACACUCCUCGUGCUCUAUCGACGCCUCCGAAGUUGACCUCCGACUGUGCCUCUCCUCCCGAGAGUGACGACGAGUCCGAUUCCUCUGAGGACGUGGACUUUGACAUGCCGCUUGGAGUAUCUUGCAACGAGAGACCCGCCUUCCAGGCACUCCACCAGGCACGCAAAGAACGUUUGCUCGAGAUGUUCCCGCCCCAAAAACGGCUUCGUCGCUCCAAUGUAUUAUAUGAUGGCAACUACGACCCCCCUCUCUGGCGAUUUGGUUUCGCCUUCAAACAUGAGGUCGCGCUCCAGUACGCUACGGAUCAUCAGCUCAAGGUCUCAAUGAGAAAGGAGGGGCCCACAUUCGCGGAGGCCCUCGUUGGCGCAGGAGAGACACGAUUGGCGUCGUUAACGGCGCUUGCUUUCAUCUCCAUGAAAUACCACCUCAGCCGGAAAUGCGGUUUCGUCUUGGAUUUUGCGCAGGUAUUCUCGCGUGAGCACAGUAAUAUCAUCUACCUGUGGACCAACUACGACUUCGACGAACGGUCACGGUUCUGCCGCGAGUACGACUUCGUGCUCGACACCCUCCAAGAAGCAUUUAGGCCGUAUCCUGGAGCGGUUGCUGAAGCAUUGUGGUACCUCGACAUACAGGAUGACUGUCUGGCAACCAUGUAG